UCGACGACAAGCAUCGUCACAGGCCAAAUCGGGUUGAUAUGGAAGCAAAUGAAGGCAUCGCUGAUCGUGCCGUUUCUGCAAGCUAUGGUCAUCUUGUGUCUGGCCAUGUCGAUAAUGCUUUUCGUCGACAGGUUGUAUAUGGGGAUUGUCAUAGUCUUUCUCAAGUUGUUUGGGAAAAAGCCUGAGAAGAAGUACAAAUGGGAGCCGAUGAAGGAUGAUGUUGAGCUCGGUAAUGGUGCUUACCCCAUGGUUCUAAUACAAAUCCCAAUGUACAAUGAAAAAGAGGUUUAUCAACUUUCCAUCGGAGCUGCCUGUGGACUUUCAUGGCCAUCGGAUCGGAUCAUAAUCCAAGUUCUCGACGACUCGACGGAUCAUAGCAUCAAGAGCAUGGUGGAACAAGAAUGCCGAAGAUGGACAAGCAAAGGGAUGAACAUAAAGUACGAGAUAAGGGACAAUAGGAAUGGAUACAAAGCAGGUGCUUUGAAAGAAGGAAUGAAGCGUAGCUACGUGAAACAGUGUGAUUAUGUGGCCAUUUUCGAUGCAGAUUUCCAGCCCGAACCAGACUUCCUAUGGCGAGCCAUCCCUUUCCUUGUCAACAACCCUGAAAUCGCACUUGUUCAAGCACGUUGGGAAUUUGUCAACGCAGAUGAAUGCUUAAUGACAAGGAUGCAAGAGAUGUCAUUAGAUUACCAUUUCAAAUUUGAACAAGAAGUGGGAUCUUCAACCUAUGCUUUCUUUGGUUUCAAUGGAACUGCUGGUGUAUGGAGAAUUUCGGCACUCAACGAGGCCGGUGGAUGGAAAGACCGAACGACGGUGGAGGACAUGGAUUUGGCGGUCCGGGCUAGCCUUAAAGGCUGGAAAUUCGUUUAUGUAGGUGACCUCAAGGUGAAGAAUGAAUUGCCAAGUACUUUCAAAGCUUACAGGUAUCAGCAGCAUAGAUGGUCUUGUGGACCAGCUAAUCUCUUCAAGAAAAUGGCAAUGGGAAUCAUGAGAAAUAGGAAAGUUACUGUAUGGAAGAAGCUUUAUGUGAUCUACUGUUUCUUCUUUGUCCGAAAGAUAGUGGCUCACAUUGUCACAUUUGUUUUCUACUGUGUCGUUUUACCCUCAACUGUGUUCCUUCCUGAAGUCCAAGUUCCUAAGUGGGGUGCUGUCUACAUUCCUUCCAUCAUCACUAUUCUCAAUGCCGUCGGAACUCCGAGGUCAUUGCAUCUAGUGGUGUUCUGGAUUCUUUUCGAGAAUGUCAUGUCUCUACAUCGGACAAAGGGGACGUUCAUCGGUCUGCUGGAGGCUGGAAGAGUGAACGAAUGGGUUGUUACUGAGAAACUGGGAGAUGCUCUCAAGACUAAAUUAGUUGCAAAAUCUCCCAAGAAAACCCAUAAUCGAAUCGGAGACAGGCUUCAUUUGCUUGAGCUUGGUGUUGGGGCAUACCUCUUCUUGUGUGGCUGCUACGAUAUGGCUUUCGGAAAGAACCGCUACUUCAUCUUCCUCUUCCUCCAGUCGAUCGCCUUCUUCGUCACAGGUUUCGGUUAUGUCGGAACCUUUGUUCCAACCUCUUAGCCCCAAAAUUAUCAAACCAGAAUCCAUCUCUCUAUGUCUUCUCCAAAUAUAAGAGCACUUCAAUUUCUUUGAUUGUUU
Molecule: messenger RNA, 1635 nt
Organism: Hibiscus syriacus
Lineage: Eukaryota; Viridiplantae; Streptophyta; Magnoliopsida; Malvales; Malvaceae
Product: glucomannan 4-beta-mannosyltransferase 9-like
Exons: 8
Coding region: 49-1557 (502 amino acids)
Cellular component (GO): Golgi apparatus
Molecular function (GO): mannan synthase activity
Source: RefSeq, a predicted model, not a curated record